AUGCUCUUCUACUUCCUCGUCAUUAGUAAGCGACCUUUAAAAAAUCAAAAAUUAUUUUCAAGUUCCUGGUUUUCCAAUGUUGAAAUGGGACCGCCAGAUGCAAUUUUGGGUGUUACCGAAGCUUAUAAAAAAGAUACAAAUCCAAACAAAGUCAAUUUGGGUGCUGGAACUUAUCGAGACGAUCAAGGAAAACCUUUCGUUUUGCCGAGUGUGAGAGAAGCGGAGGCACAAAUUAUUGCUGCUAAAUUGGAUAAAGAAUAUGCUGGAAUUGCUGGAAUUCCCGAUUUUACUUCAAAAGCAAUCCAAUUAGCGUUGGGAGACGAUUCUUCUGUGUUAAAAGAGAAGAGGAAUGCAACGGUUCAAUCAGUAUCAGGCACUGGCGCUUUACGAACUGGUUCUGAAUUUUUGUCCAAAUGGUUUUCUUCUUCAAAAGUUGUUUAUCAACCAACACCAACUUGGGGCAAUCAUUUACCUGUCUUCAAAUUUGCUGGAAUGGAAAUUAAGCGUUAUCGUUAUUACGACCCUAAAACUUGUGGAUUUGAUGAAAAUGGCUGCUUGGAGGAUAUUUUGGCUAUACCUAAAGGUUCCGUGAUUCUUUUACAUGCGUGUGCCCAUAAUCCGACAGGAGUUGAUCCAAAUCCAGAACAAUGGAUCAAAAUAUCAGAAGCUUGUAAACAACGCCAACUUUUUUGUUUCUUUGACAUGGCAUAUCAAGGCUUUGCUUCUGGUGAUGUAAACAGAGAUGCUCAUGCUGUUAGAUAUUUUGUGGAAUCUGGACAUAAUAUUUGUUUGGCUCAAUCUUUUGCUAAAAAUAUGGGACUUUACGGUGAACGUGUCGGUACAUUUUCAAUAAUUUGUGAAAACGAGGAAGAAGCUAGCCGUGUACUUUCUCAAUUAAAAAUUAUCGUUAGACCAAUGAUUUCAAAUCCACCAAUUCAUGGGGCACGCAUUGCUGCAAAAAUACUUGGAGAUCCUGUUUUGAGAGCACAAUGGCUCGUAGACGUAAAAGGAAUGGCAAAUCGUAUAAUUACAAUGCGUGAUCAACUCAAAGAGCUUUUAAUACGUGCGGGUUCUCAGCGUAAUUGGGACCAUAUAGUUAAUCAAAUUGGAAUGUUUUGUUAUACUGGAAUAAGUCCUGAACAGGUUGAUCGUUUAACAAAGGAAUUCAGCAUUUAUUUAACUCGAGAUGGACGUAUUUCUGUAGCUGGAAUAUCUUCAAAAAAUAUUGAAUAUUUGGCUAAUGCUUUACAUCAAGUUACCAAAUGA
Messenger RNA from Meloidogyne enterolobii, 1266 nucleotides. The record is from the annotation of a GenBank genome assembly. Lineage: Eukaryota; Metazoa; Nematoda; Chromadorea; Rhabditida; Meloidogynidae.